AGUCACUCAGCCUCUGAAGAAGCUUCGGGUUCAGACUCGGGCAGCCAGUCGGAAAGUGAGCAGGGCAGUGACCCAGGAAGUGGACAUGGCAGUGAGUCCAACAGCAGCUCUGAGUCUUCCGAGAGUCAGUCCGAAUCUGAGAGUGAGUCUGCUGGCUCCAAAUCCCAGCCAGUCCUUCCAGAAGCCAAAGAGAAGCCAGCGUCCAAGAAGGAGCGGAUAGCUGACGUGAAGAAGAUGUGGGAAGAAUAUCCCGAUGUUUAUGGGGUCAGGAGGUCAAACCGAAGUAGACAAGAACCAUCACGAUUUAAUAUCAAGGAAGAGGCAAGUAGCGGGUCUGAGAGUGGAAGCCCAAAAAGAAGAGGCCAGAGGCAGCUGAAAAAACAAGAAAAAUGGAAACGGGAGCCCUCAGAAGAUGAACAGGAACAAGGCACCAGUGCAGAGAGCGAACCAGAGCAAAGGAAAGGAAAACCCAGAAGGCCUAUCCCCAAAAGAACAGUGCCCAAAUCUCGUGUUAAAAAGCAGCCUAAGAUCCAGCGUGGCAAGAGGAAGAAGCAAGAGUCUUCUGAUGACGACGAUGAUGAUGAUGAGGCUCCCAAAAGACAGACUCGUCGAAGAGCAGCUAAAAAUGUCAGCUAUAAAGAAGACGAUGACUUUGAGACCGACUCAGAUGACCUCAUAGAGAUGACUGGAGAAGGAGUUGACGAGCCACAGGAAAACAGCGAGACUAUUGAAAAGGUUUUAGAUUCCAGACUGGGCAAGAAAGGAGCCACUGGAGCUUCUACUACUGUAUAUGCUGUUGAAGCUAAUGGAGAUCCUAGUGGUGACUUUGACACUGAGAAGGAUGAAGGUGAAAUUCAGUACCUCAUCAAGUGGAAGGGUUGGUCUUACAUUCACAGCACUUGGGAGAGUGAAGAAUCUUUACAGCAACAGAAAGUGAAGGGCUUAAAAAAGCUAGAGAACUUCAAGAAGAAAGAGGAUGAAAUCAAACAAUGGUUAGGGAAGGUUUCUCCUGAAGAUGUGGAGUAUUUCAAUUGCCAACAGGAGCUAGCCUCAGAGUUGAAUAAACAGUAUCAGAUAGUAGAACGAGUAAUAGCUGUGAAGACAAGUAAAUCUACAUUGGGACAGACAGAUUUUCCAGCUCACAGUCGGAAGCCAGCCCCUUCAAAUGAACCUGAAUACCUAUGCAAGUGGAUGGGCCUGCCCUAUUCAGAGUGUAGCUGGGAAGAUGAAGCCUUGAUUGGAAAGAAAUUCCAGAGCUGUAUUGACAGCUUCCACAGUCGGAACAACUCAAAAACUAUUCCAACGAGAGAAUGCAAGGCCCUGAAGCAGAGACCACGAUUUGUAGCUUUAAAGAAGCAGCCAGCAUAUUUAGGAGGAGAAAAUCUGGAGCUCCGAGAUUAUCAGCUAGAAGGUCUCAACUGGCUUGCACAUUCCUGGUGCAAAAGUAACAGUGUAAUCCUUGCUGAUGAAAUGGGCCUAGGAAAGACCAUCCAGACCAUAUCAUUCCUGUCCUACCUGUUUCACCAACAUCAGCUGUAUGGACCCUUUCUUAUAGUCGUCCCUUUAUCCACCCUCACUUCAUGGCAGAGGGAGUUUGAAAUCUGGGCACCAGAGAUUAACGUAGUGGUUUACAUAGGUGACCUGAUGAGCAGAAAUACGAUACGAGAAUAUGAAUGGAUUCAUUCCCAAACCAAAAGACUAAAGUUCAAUGCACUUAUAACAACAUAUGAGAUCCUCUUAAAAGAUAAGACUGUGCUGGGUAGUAUUAACUGGGCCUUUCUGGGAGUGGAUGAAGCUCAUCGGUUGAAGAAUGAUGACUCUUUAUUGUAUAAAACUCUGAUUGAUUUCAAGUCCAACCAUAGGCUCCUGAUUACGGGCACUCCUCUUCAGAAUUCCCUGAAGGAACUCUGGUCCUUGCUGCACUUUAUUAUGCCAGAGAAGUUUGAGUUCUGGGAAGAUUUUGAGGAAGACCAUGGAAAAGGGAGGGAGAAUGGCUACCAGAGCCUCCAUAAGGUGCUAGAGCCUUUUCUUCUCCGGCGAGUGAAGAAAGAUGUGGAGAAAUCCCUUCCUGCCAAAGUGGAGCAAAUCCUCAGGGUGGAGAUGUCUGCCCUUCAGAAGCAGUAUUACAAAUGGAUUCUUACCAGGAAUUACAAAGCUCUUGCCAAAGGAACCAGAGGCAGCACAUCUGGUUUCCUGAAUAUUGUGAUGGAACUGAAAAAAUGCUGCAACCACUGCUAUCUGAUUAACUCCUGAAGAAAUGAACGGGAAAAUGGACAGGAGAUUCUUUUGUCCCUGGUGAGGAGCAGCGGGAAGCUGAUUCUCUUAGAACUGUUGACAAGACUUCGAGAAAGGGGGAACAGAGUCCUUAUCUUCUCUCAAAUGGUGAGAAUGUUGGAUAUCCUGGCUGAAUACCUGACAAUUAAGCACUAUCCUUUCCAGCGUCUGGAUGGUUCCAUCAAGGGAGAAAUCCGAAAACAGGCGUUGGAUCACUUCAAUGCAGAUGGGUCUGAGGACUUCUGCUUCCUGCUCUCGACAAGGGCUGGUGGCCUGGGAAUCAAUUUGGCUUCAGCGGACACAGUUGUCAUCUUUGACUCUGACUGGAACCCCCAGAACGACUUGCAGGCACAAGCCCGAGCCCAUAGAAUUGGUCAGAAGAAGCAGGUAAACAUUUACCGCUUAGUCACAAAGGGGACUGUGGAAGAGGAGAUCAUAGAACGGGCCAAAAAGAAGAUGGUACUGGACCAUUUGGUGAUUCAGCGCAUGGAUACCACUGGCCGAACAGUCCUGGAAAACAACUCAGGAAGAUCCAACUCAAAUCCUUUUAAUAAAGAAGAGCUGACAGCUAUUUUGAAAUUUGGAGCAGAGGAUCUUUUCAAAGAACUUGAAGGGGAAGAGUCAGAGCCUCAGGAAAUGGAUAUAGAUGAAAUUUUACGCUUGGCUGAAACCAGAGAGAAUGAAGUAUCAACAAGUGCCACUGAUGAGCUUCUGUCACAGUUUAAGGUUGCCAAUUUUGCAACAAUGGAAGAUGAAGAAGAGCUGGAAGAGCGUCCUCACAAGGACUGGGAUGAGAUCAUUCCAGAGGAGCAAAGGAAAAAAGUGGAGGAAGAAGAGCGGCAGAAGGAGCUAGAAGAAAUUUAUAUGCUGCCUCGAAUUCGUAGUUCUACUAAAAAGGUAACCAAGUGAGAUGAGAGAUGUGAAAAACCUUGUGCUAUACAGACUGUGUGCAGAGGAAAAUGGAAAUGCACAGAGCUCACAAGCAUGCCUUGAUGUGAUCCUAGCCAGUGAGAAUUUUGUUAAGUGGUUGAAGGAGAGCUGACUUCCACGGGAAUUUUCACUUUGCCUUUGAGAUUAGAAUCCAUAAUCCUAACAAUUUGGUUCUUAUUGCCACUGUCUUCAACUUUUGGAAAACCAAACCUUUUUGUCUGUAAAUGUUGACAGUGCUUGAUAUAAAUACUUUUUAAAGGAAUAUAUAACUAAAAACAAGGAAUAUUCAUAUGCUUUACAGCUUAUCAAACACCCUCAU
This is a messenger RNA of Castor canadensis (American beaver), 3523 nucleotides long. Lineage: Eukaryota; Metazoa; Chordata; Mammalia; Rodentia; Castoridae. The record is from RefSeq and is a predicted model, not a curated record.